CAUCCGGGGUUUGGAUUGUCCCCGCUACCGCUGUUGCCGUCGCGCUCCGCGGGAAACCGCAGGCGCGGGCGCUGUGGACGGGAAAGCGCCGCUCGCGUCACGAACCGCGAGAAGGCGACCCCACGGCGGACAACGGCGUUCCCAUACUCGGGCGCGACGAUUCUGACAGGCUGACGACUCCACAAACCAUGGAAUCGGAUCGCAUAAAGCGGAUCCGGAUCCCUGCGAGAAGGAACCGGACCGUGGGCUCCGGGUCGUGGAUAAAGAGAGAAGUGAUGAUGGUGAUGAUGAUGUGAUGUGAGGUGAUGACACCAGCGCACAACUGCAGACUCCAGAUCCCACAUAGCGUCUCCUGCGGAUAGAGUGUCUGGUUCAGAACAAUUCACCCGAUCUACACAGAUCAUCUGUUCUGGACAGAACAUCGCUUCUGGACCGAAUGAUCGGUCCAGAUAAAAUGUACGAUCCAGCUGGCUCACCGGUCCGCUCACCACCAAGCUCACCGAUCAGCCCACCAGCCUGCCACACGGCUGACUCACCCGUCCACUCGGCUCGCUCACCCGUCCACUUGGCUCGCAUUGUAGUAAGCUCCCCGGCCAAACCACCAGCAGUCCACUCGCCAGUCGGCCUACCGGUGAGCUCGCCAGCUUGCGACAGUGAUGAGGCAGCGGUGGCAGUGACGCCGUGGCCGGAUGAGGAGCGGCGCCGAGUGCUGUUUGCGGCAUUCAAGGCGGCGCGCGCCGUGAACCCGGCCGACUGGGACGGACGGCUGAGGUUCUGGCGCGAGCGCAUGGUGGGUGAGGCGCGGGCGAGCGGCGACGCGGCGCUGUCGCUGGCACGGCUGCAGCAUCGCUACGCCGACCCGCGGCCGCCCCUUGGCCUCGCCACCGUGCUGCGUGAGAUGAUGCGGGAGGGGGCACUGGUACGUGAGUCGGAGAUGGGGGGGGGCGCGGGGCAUGGCUGGUUGUGGGGGGCGGGGCGCCUCGCCCUCACUCCGCUGAGAUGGGCGCGUGACUCGUUGCUAGGUGGCCGUGGUGACGUAAUCGCACCCGACGAGUGCCUUAUUCUGCCCAGCGUCGUCGAGGAGGCGGUGAGUGCGGUGCUGGCUUGGCGGGCUGGCCGGCCCCACGCUGCUGCGGUCGCUGUGCGGUUGAGCGCCAUGGUUGAGGCGGCCGUCUGGCCGAAUGAGGCGACGCUGUGCAUGGCUCUUCGAGUCCUGCAGCAACGGCAGCAGCUCACCACACUCACCAUUGAUGGCGUGGAGGUGGUAAAGUUUGCGGCGCCAGGUGCGGUGCACGCACCGCCGCUGUCUCCUGUGGACGUCGGCGUCAUGAAGCUGGAAAUGGCGCAGGGGCUGCUGGGAGCACGGGCUCACGCUCAGAGACAGAGGGCGCACACGCUGAAGGAGGAAGCUAGGGCCCACGUGCGGGAGGGAAGCAAGCGCCAGGCACUGCGUUGCCUCCGUGCAUGUAAGCGUGUGCAGCAGCAGCUCGAGCGCGUGGAGCAGCAGCAGGAGUCCCUGGAGCAUCUCCUGGAGAGCGUGCACGCGGCACACACCGAUGCCAUGGUAAUCCAGGCUUUUCAGGCCGGCAAGGUUGCUCUGCACAAAGUGUUACAGUCGGGCCCUGACACGGAUGCGGUGGACGCCCUGAUGGACGAGAUCCAGCAGCUCAAAGAGGAGCAGGAAGAUGUGAGUCAUGCGAUUUCUCAAGACAUAUCUGGAACAGACGACUUGGAGCUGGAGGAGGAGCUGUCAGCACUUUUGCUGCUGGAGGAGGCGCCCCCCACCACCUCGACACUCCUGCCAGAGUUACCACAAGUUCCCCAGGCCGGCCCUGAUUGUCACGGAAGUGAUGUCGCAGGUCGCGUGUCGGAGCGGCUCCUGAGCGACGCGGAGCUGGACCUGUCGCGGCUCCAGAUCCACGGCGACGUUGCCCGUAGCCACGGCAACUUCACAGGACUGCAGGCAAGCGACCGUCAGACUUCCGUCAUGGAUGCCCUGUGACCUCCGCCCUUGCUUGAUUUUGUUUCUGCGUCUCCCCGUCACGGAGCGGUGCACCAAGGGGGGUGCCUGCACCCUCUGGCCCUCCCAAGGCCCCGCGUCUCACUUACCUCCAGAAGACAGGGGGCUCGAUCGAAAUGUCACUCUGUGCCUCUCCUCGUGCCGAGCAUGGCCGCAAAGGCCCACUGCGGCAAGCGGCACUGCCAGAAGGCACGAUAGAUAAUCGUACCUGCCUUUUUAUUGAAGUGCCACUCCACAGGAGAAUGCAGUCCCGGCAUAGACGGCUCCGAUCGUGCAUCUGCGAGCGUUUGAGUACGAGACUCGCACACACCCCGGUAUAAUCCGGAUUGUGCUACUCUUGACCUCGCAUCAUCGCUAAAACAAAGGAUUCUCUUUGGAAAUCUCGCAGAGCUACAGGGGGGGUGGACCCCCCUCACAAUUAGAGAGUGGCCCUGUGGAAGCAGAGCCUUUUCUUCAUGUGGCACUUUGGUCCACCACACAGUAGGGGGCAACACCGUUUUGGUGACCCAGGUGGCUCUUGCAAAAGAGAACUCUCUCUAACCCCCCUUGUCUCCUUGAGAUCUCACCCGGGUCAAACAAAAUCAACUUGACUUGAACUUGCGGCCCGCUCUGCCACAGAGAGGCAGUGUCCGUUGCGUGGCAGUCAACCCGUAAGUGUUUAUAUUUACGGGAUCUAACCCAGAUAACCUAUAUUAUAGAUGAUAUUAGUCACGAAACCCUGAAAUGUUAAACAGAGCUGGAAUUCGGCUAAAUUGAGUGGAAGAGCCGCAUUUGCUUUCUGUGUGUGCAGUUAUUGGUGAUCGGGCCAAGGUCGAGGGCUGCCUCCUGUCCUGGUUCUCCCAGAGAUGCCCUGUGUUUUUAGGCAGCUGCUGAGCAGUGAGCUACGAGAGGAAAGAGCUGAGUGAUCAUCUUGCGUCUCCCUCAGUCACUCAAGCCGGAUUCAACUCAACUGGAGCUCGCCAGUGACAUGAGUAUUCGGCACUUGGGUUCUCCCUUGGUGUCCUCCAGGUCACUGCUAGACUCGAGCAGACCGCGCACGGUGACCAGUAGUAUCGACAACCAUGGCAAGAGGGUGUAUACUGGAUGUGGUUUAAGACCAUGUUUAUUGAAUUUAGAUCGGGUUUAAGACCAUGUUUGUUGAAUUUAGACGGGGGUUUAAGACCGUGUUUGUUGAAUUUAGACCACUUUUAAAACAGUGUUGAAUUAGACCGGGUUUAAGACUGUUGAAUUUAGACCGGGUUUAUAAUCAUGUUUGUUGAAUUUAGACUGGGGUUUAAGACCACGUUUGUUGAAUUUAGACUGGGUUUAAAACCACGUUGUUGAAUUUAGACCGGGUUAAGACUGUUCAAUUGAGAUCGGAUGAAAGGGCAUGUUGUUCAUGUUAGAGCAGGUUUAAAACUAUGUUGAUGUUAGACCGGGGGUUAAGACUGUGCUUAAAUCGUAUUUAUUGGACUAGGCUGGGUUUCAAGAUGAAGCUGACAAAUGUUUGAGGCCAGAUUAACUGAAGACCAGGUUAAAUGAAGUCCUGAUUGAGGUGAGGGCUUGCGGUGGGCAGGGUUUAACACCAGGUUUAAACCUGUGGUUCGGACGGGUUUCACGGGAUCCUGGGUUAGACUGGGAUUAUGUUGCGGUGUUGCACUUUAAAUAAAAGCCAAUAGUUUUGAUCACA
Molecule: messenger RNA, 3689 nt
Organism: Petromyzon marinus (sea lamprey)
Lineage: Eukaryota; Metazoa; Chordata; Hyperoartia; Petromyzontiformes; Petromyzontidae
Product: charged multivesicular body protein 7
Biological process (GO): late endosome to vacuole transport via multivesicular body sorting pathway; vesicle budding from membrane
Cellular component (GO): ESCRT III complex; cytoplasmic side of plasma membrane; multivesicular body
Source: RefSeq, a predicted model, not a curated record